AAGACCUCGACCUUCUUAUCACGGCCCGUGCAGCUUGUCACUCCACAGCAGCCGGGCAGUAGUGCUCGCGCCUUCUCAGGAGAUGGCGACCAAGUUCCUCAUCCUGCUCGGCCUUCUGGCCGCCGUGUCGCUAGCGGCCAGCGACUGCGGGUCGAAGUACUUCCAGUGCAAGGACGGCAGCAAGUGUGUCAUUGCAGCCGACAGGUGCGACGGUCGCAAGGAAUGCCGCGACGGAUCCGACGAGGAAGGCUGUGACGUUCACACCGUGGCCCUGCGGGUCAACGCCACCAUUAAGGCUCGCAUGCAGUUCGCUGCGGUCCACGAAAACAUCGAGCUGCACCUGUGCGGCGCCCAGAGCUGCAGCAACGUGUUGUUGUGGGGCGUGAGGGACGACGGCACGCUCAUUUACACUGCAGACACGGACGCGAACCGCCUCGGCAGGGGCAACAGCAGGCGCGUCACGUUCAACACGGCCGGUAGCGGAAACUUUACCCCCGGCGAGGUGGUGCUGGAGGUGCAGCACCGGCCCGGGCAGCUCGCCGUGUGGCGGCAGGGCCGGCCGGACGACGUGGCGGAGGUCCCCGUGGAGGCGGACUACGGCACGCUCAGGGUCAGGCCCUACGUGUGGUCCACCGACAUGCCCGUGCAGUUCGCUGCGGCCGGUGAGAGCUGGCCGGAGGAGUUCUUCCACUGCAACGAUGACAGGAGUCGUGUUCCUGGAGUCUUCAGGUGCGACGGUAACAGUGACUGCAGUGACGGCUCCGACGAGGAAGGCUGCGACGCAAUGCUGGCAGCUCACGAGGUGGCCCUGCCACUCAACGCCUCCGCCACGGCCCGCGUGCAGUACGCCAAGGUCCACAACGACAUCGAGGUGCACCUGUGCGGCGGCAAGAACUGCAGCGUCGUGCUACUGUGGGGCGAGAGUGCCAACGGCUCGCUGAGAUACGAUACGGCCACGGGCUGCACCCGCUACGGCAGGCUCGGCAACAGCGUCAAGGAAAACAGGGGAAGCGGCCCUGACUUCUCCCCCGGCGAGGUGGUGCUGGAGGUGCAGCACCGGCCCGGGCAGCUCGCCGUGUGGCGGCAGGGCCGGCCGGACGACGUCGUGGAGGUCCCCGUGGGGGCGGACUACGGCACGCUCAGGGUCAGGCCUUUUUACUGGGUCGCCGACAUGCCCGUGCAGUUUACUAGUGGUGCGACGACGGCUAUGUCCAACUCAUGACCCAAUGACGUCCGCCCGGCAGCACAGCGUCCCAACAUCAGUAGUCUCUCUCCAAGAAGUGCACUCUGAUUCCGUGGCUGCAGGACAGGACACUGUGUUGUUGCUUUACUUUUAGUUCUGAAUAAACAAACAAUCACACA
Molecule: messenger RNA, 1362 nt
Organism: Thrips palmi
Lineage: Eukaryota; Metazoa; Arthropoda; Insecta; Thysanoptera; Thripidae
Product: low-density lipoprotein receptor-related protein 2-like
Exons: 8
Coding region: 83-1222 (379 amino acids)
Cellular component (GO): plasma membrane
Molecular function (GO): protein binding
Source: RefSeq, a predicted model, not a curated record